This is a messenger RNA of Bicyclus anynana (squinting bush brown), 1226 nucleotides long. RefSeq lists its product as uncharacterized. The coding region runs from base 66 to 1124 and encodes 352 amino acids. The record is from RefSeq and is a predicted model, not a curated record. The transcript is spliced from 8 exons. Gene Ontology annotation, molecular function: hydrolase activity, hydrolyzing N-glycosyl compounds. NCBI's taxonomy places the organism in Eukaryota, Metazoa, Arthropoda, Insecta, Lepidoptera, Nymphalidae.
CAUAAAUAAUAUCGAGAGACAAGGCCGGGCGUGUUUUUUUUAAUCCAAAAAGUAUAAAAGGACAAAUGUUAAAACCGUAUAGAGUUUUAUUAGCGGUACUGAUUUCAAUCAUGGUGGUAGUGAGUUUGGUUGUUCUGUAUCUAGUCUAUGGAUUAGUUGAAUCAGCCAGCGUCGAUACGAAGACAAAACUGAUUAUAGACCACGAUGGAGGCGCAGACGACGCCAUGGCUCUAUUCAUGGCCUUAUUGUAUGAAAAAUACCAUGAGGGACCAGAAGUGAUAGCGUUGACUACUACUCACGGCAACGUGGGUGAGGAACAAACAUACAACAACACACAGCGGAUACUCAGCAUUGCUGAGAGGAAAGAUGUUCCGAUAUUCAGAGGCAGUAGCAGAGCGCUGUUGUCAGGAUUGCCAUCGGACCACUACUUUGGCGUCGACGGGCUCGGAGACAACGGCACGGCGGUGUACGAUGCUAUUGCCCCAGAAAAGGACCACGCGGUCUUCGCCCUGAUAGAACUGUCCAAAAAAUACAAAGAUGAACUGGUGAUAGUAGCGUUGGGUCCUCUUACAAACAUAGCUCUGGCGGUCAGAAUCGAUCCCGACUUCCUCUCAAGACUGUCGCAGCUUUUCGUCGGAGCUGGACACGUUUACGGGGACAAUUUCACUAAGCCGGAGUUUAACGCCGCUAUGGACGUGGAAGCCUACCACAUUGUGGUAAACAGUGGCAGACCGGAUAAAUUGACAAUCAUACCGUUCUCUCAGAUACUGACUUACCAAAAGUUAGAUAAGGAAUGGAGACACGAUACACUCGGGUCUAUUAAGACCAAAAUCAUGGACUCACUAAAUACGUUCGAGCAGAUAUCAUUCAAGAGCAACAGUUACUGGUGUCUCCUGGACCCCGCAGCGAUGGCUAUCGCUUUGGAAGAGCACACUGUUGUAGACUACGCCUUAUAUACGAACAACAGCAUUAUAUUGUAUGACAAAUCCAGAGGAAUCAAUACAAAUGAUUACGUACAAGAGGAAGGAGCGAACGCCAGAUUGAUAUUCAAAGUAAAUAAGGACUCGUACAAAGAGUUUCUGUAUAAUCUGUUUUCAUCAGAUUUAUUAGUCAGUACUAGUUAACUAGUAAGGAGACGAUAAAGAACAAACUUAUUAAAUAUUGAAUGGAAGUAGGCGUUACUUUGCUUAAGUUCAUUAUGAAUAAACGAUUUAUUUAUUUUAUUA